Messenger RNA from Glycine soja, 2539 nucleotides. RefSeq names its product folate-biopterin transporter 1, chloroplastic-like. Lineage: Eukaryota; Viridiplantae; Streptophyta; Magnoliopsida; Fabales; Fabaceae. The transcript has 9 exons. Bases 216 to 1880 code for a protein of 554 amino acids. The record is from RefSeq and is a predicted model, not a curated record. Gene Ontology annotation, cellular component: membrane.
CAAACUCCACCUCACACGACGAUAGCUUCUAGUCCAGGACACUGAACACUGAACAAUAAUAUAACAUGCUUGAUUUUUUUUUCCGCUGAAUUAACAUUAACAUGAUUGAAAUUUGAAUAUUUUGUUUUGAUUCAUUGGAGAUUUGAUUUUUGAAUUUCUGUGGCUCGUUAAUUUAUUAACGGCAAUAAAUAUUAUUACUACUACCUUAUAGUAAAAUGAAUUGUGUGUAUAUUUUGUCUUUAAUACCAUAUUUACCCUCCAAUUUUUCCAACUAUUAUCCUUCUCUUCCACGCCGCACGCCAAUUGUCACUCAUUCAGCGCGAUUCCGCCGGAGAACGCGUCGGAAUCCGCCGGAAAUGGAAAUCUCCGGCACUGUUCCGAGCUCGGGGUCCUCUUUCCGACUCAGCAGCGAUGAUGGCGACCCUUUGUUAGGUUCUCGUAUCGGAGCUGGAACAGAUGAUGGUGAUGCUUUAACAACGGAAACAGAUCCAGAGGUUUCGUCCUCUAGUAGAAUUGCUGCCAGAAAGAACAAAUAUCGUACGAGCAGCAUCAAAUUGUUUGGGGUAGAAUUAUCCCCUGAUAAUGUUGCUGUUGCGAUGGUGUAUUUUGUUCAAGGUGUUUUAGGGCUUGCAAGACUGGCUGUGAACUUUUACUUAAAAGAUGAUUUGCAUUUGGACCCUGCUGAGGCAGCUGUGCUUUCUGGUUUUUCUGCAUUGCCGUGGCUUGUCAAACCUCUUUACGGGUUUAUUAGUGAUUCUGUCCCGCUCUUUGGUUAUCGAAGAAGAUCGUACCUAGUUUUGUCAGGGCUGCUUGGUGCGCUCUCAUGGAGUUUGAUGGCUACUUUUGUUGACAACAAGUAUAGUGCUGGUUUUUGCAUACUUCUUGGAUCUCUCUCUGUUGCCUUUUCGGAUGUUGUUGUAGAUUCAAUGGUUGUGGAGAGGGCACGUGGUGAGUCACAAAGCACCUCAGGAUCUCUUCAGUCUUUAUGUUGGGGUUCUUCGGCCUUUGGUGGAAUUGUGAGCUCCUACUUCAGUGGAUCUUUGUUGGAUGCAUAUGGAGUAAGGUUUGUUUUUGGUGUCACAUCAUUGCUUCCGUUGAUAACAUCUGUAGUUGCCGUUCUUGUAAAAGAACAACCUAUGAUUGGUACAGCAAGAGGGCUAAAUCUUCUUUUUUCCGGGCCAGAGUUUUUGGAAAGUUCAAAACAGCGCAUUAUUCAGCUGUGGGGUUCUGUACGACAGCGUAGUGUUUUUCUUCCUACUUUGUUUAUUUUCUUGUGGCAAGCAACCCCGCAGUCUGACUCUGCUAUGUUCUACUUUACCACAAAUUCUCUUGGUUUUACUCCUGAGUUUUUGGGACGUGUCAAGCUUGUUACCUCAAUUGCGUCUCUGCUUGGUGUUGGUCUUUAUAAUGGAUUUCUGAAGAAUGUGCCUUUACGAAAAGUAUUUUUUGCAACUACACUUUUAGGUUCAACGCUUGGGAUGACUCAGGUUUUCCUCGUUACUGGACUAAACCGGAAGUUUGGCAUUAGUGAUGAGUGGUUUGCAAUUGGUGAUUCAUUAAUUCUCACUGUUUUGAGUCAGGCUUCUUUCAUGCCUGUUCUUGUGCUAGCAGCAAGAUUAUGUCCUGAAGGAAUGGAGGCAACUCUUUUUGCAACUCUCAUGUCUGUAUCUAAUGGAGGGAGUGUUGUUGGGGGAUUGUUAGGGGCGGGCUUGACUCAACUAUUUGGAAUUACCAAGGACAGAUUUGAUAACUUAGCAGCUUUGAUAAUCCUUUGCAAUCUUAGCUCAUUAUUGCCUCUGCCUCUUCUUGGCCUUCUCCCUGGGGACAAUCCUGAUAUGAAUGAGGAGGACAAUUCCGAUAUUGAGAUGAAAUGUAAUUGAUUUUGGUUGUUUGCCCCUGGCUUUUCGUGGACUUGUCUGUCUUUGUCAAGCUAUACCCAAGUUUUGCUCUCAUUGCUUGCAAAUCUAACAGACAUCACUUACACAUGCAGAAAAUUUUGUAUAUAUGUAGUAUGAUGCUAAAGUUGCUACCAAGGCCUUAUUUUAUCAUGACAUCCAGUUCACUUCAAAACUAAAACGGACUGAUUUUAUGGAGAAAGAACCUUGUGCACAAUAUGCUCUGGAGUAACUCAAGACAGUGCUAACUUAUCGAUGACAGAAUAUCAGUCUCGGCAGAACUCAGAACUAUCACAGGUUCUUUUGUAACGUACUUUCUCCUUUUUGUUUAAUCAUGUACCUCUUUACUUCUUUGCAAGAACUCGGGCUUUGUACUUAUUAGCCAAUAAUUGUCAUUUGGCAAUGGGAACCGAGUUUUAGGCCUCGGACGUGUUUGUAUAAGCUAUUGUCAUUGGCAAUUUCCUAUAUCAGACAACAGGCAAUUUGUUUUUCUUGUUUCUUUCUUAUCUUCUAGUGGAGGGAAGAUUCACUGGGUCCAUGUACUUCAUAAGGUCAAGUAAUUAUCCCUAGUGCUUAUGCUCAACAUCUCAUCUAUGGUAAAAUGGAGGAUUUAUGCCAUUUUAUAUAUUCUAAAUAUUAAAUCA